Caenorhabditis elegans is the source of this 869-nucleotide messenger RNA. RefSeq names its product Serine/arginine repetitive matrix protein 2 (gene F20B6.5). The transcript has 4 exons. The coding region runs from base 39 to 857 and encodes 272 amino acids. Lineage: Eukaryota; Metazoa; Nematoda; Chromadorea; Rhabditida; Rhabditidae. The record is from RefSeq and is marked reviewed.
UGAUCACUAAGUAUCAUCGACAGGUCACGCGAGAAGUCAUGAAACGUCAUCACCCAAUUCGAGUGUCUCCACGAGACAACCGCAGUCCACCUGGGGAUGAGCCAACGGGCGCCAAUUUGUCAGAAUCAGAAUUAUCGCAACGCCUUGCCGAUAUCGCUUUCGAUGAUGGAACCGACAGCAGCAGAAGUAGAUCAACUCGGAAUCCACCAGAAGGGCAAAGGAAUAUGCAAUUCGAAGGCGUUUCUGCGUCUCAAUCGGGCACCAAUCGCCGACGAACGGAGAUGCCAGCUGAAGGAUUGUACCCAUCUCAAUCCAGAUCUAAUUUCAGCGUCCGUACAGCCGACAUGGCUUUCGAUGAUGGAAACGACAGUCAGAUGUCCGGAGUAAGGGCACCACCAGUCACUCCCCGGAACCGACAAAGAUCGGUCCGACCUUCCGGAUCCAACGCUCAGCCAAGCGGCCGUGCACAGCCAGAUUAUCGUGAUACUCGUCAAAGACCGUCUCAAUCGCGAGACCGCUCCAAGCAGAAUCGUACGGGAACCCCGCAUGGAGCUGAAGAAUUAGGAAGAGAGCCUGACCGAUCUUCAAGAUCUGCCAGAAAUGAAGGACCGCGAGCCGAGACCGGAAGAGAAAAGAGAUCAAGUGAGGACAGAAAGCGACAAGUUCCACCUGAGGAGCCACGUCGAUCUUCUCACCAAAGCAAAACAGCCAAAAGUGAAGAACAAAAAGGACACGAUCAUCCGAGAAGAGUGCCACCACCAACAUCGCCCCGUGCAUCCACUGAAGAAUCUUUCUAUGAGAGAAUUCAUUCGAUCAUGCGAUCAUCUUUUGCUCGUCGACGUGCUCGUCGACGUUAGUCACUCUGUUUC